AACCCAAAAAUCUUCUUUCCGUAAACCUGUCCUUUCCCCUCCGCUGUUUCCUGGUGUCUGGGAGUUCAACAAUGGCCGCCUCUUCGGCUCUCAGACUGAUCCUCGGCUCCUCGUCGGCUUCGCGUCGUCUGAUUCUUUCCGAGAUGGGAUACCAGUUCACACUACUUAGCGCGGACAUUGACGAGAAGGAGAUCAGAAUGGAGAAGCCAGAGGAACUGGUGGUCGCCUUGGCUCACGCGAAAGCAGAUGCAAUAUUGGAGAAGAUGGCAAAGAAUGGGAUGAUGCAAGAGAUUGCUGACUCUCAAGAGACUACCUUGUUGAUCACUGCUGAUCAAGUUGUGGUCCAUGAUGGAGUUAUCCGUGAAAAACCAACCACUCCAGAAGAGGCACGUAAAUUCAUCCAAGGAUACUCCCAAAGCCAUGCUGCAACAAUUGGAUCUGUGCUUGUUACAGAUGUGAAGAAUGGUAGUAGAAGGGGAGGAUGGGAUAAAUCUGAAGUUUAUUUCCACAAGAUACCUGAUGAAGUUAUUGACAGCCUGAUUGAGGAGGGGAAUGUCUUCUACGUAGCUGGUGGCCUCCUAGUUGAGCAUCCACUGACUUCACCUCUCGUGGAAUCCAUCGUCGGUACAAUGGAUAGCGUAAUGGGGCUUCCUAAAGCGCUCACAGAGAAGCUCAUCAAGGAUUCCCUUCAGGAGUCCUAGCUGCAAAUAUCCGGACUAAGCUGGCUGGUUACCCAGAAAUCUCAUGUCGGAAAAUCUCCAUUCUUGGCUUCUCGCGAUUAACAUAUUAAGCACCCAUCCUGUCUGGCAAAUGGGGCGAAAAAGCUAACUACCGUCGUCAGCUUUGUCAUGCCACCUUUGAUAAACUGAACCAUUGUAUCGAUUGAAUUCUUCUUGUUAGUUAAGUGUGCUGGGUAGUAAUAACAUCCCUUUUGGAGCCUUCUCCUGUAACUGACUCGUAGGUCAUGCCGAUUUGAUGUUAAGGUAUGAUGGACCAAGUGAUAUGCCUAUCACGUUUUCAGAAGAACAUAGUGCAUGGUUAUCUUAAAACGUGUGUGUUGCUUUA
This is a messenger RNA of Lolium rigidum, 1065 nucleotides long. Its product is annotated as 7-methyl-GTP pyrophosphatase-like. Gene Ontology annotation, molecular function: nucleoside triphosphate diphosphatase activity. The transcript is spliced from 9 exons. The record is from RefSeq and is a predicted model, not a curated record. Bases 72 to 701 code for a protein of 209 amino acids. NCBI's taxonomy places the organism in Eukaryota, Viridiplantae, Streptophyta, Magnoliopsida, Poales, Poaceae.